Messenger RNA from Drosophila kikkawai, 1233 nucleotides. Its product is annotated as retinol dehydrogenase 13-like. Lineage: Eukaryota; Metazoa; Arthropoda; Insecta; Diptera; Drosophilidae. The record is from RefSeq and is a predicted model, not a curated record.
GCAUUCAGAAGUAUAUCAACAGCUGCUCGGACUGAUUUGCUCGCAUUCUACGAGGAAACUCCCAGCUGACACCACUCUACCUCAGAAAACAAAGAAAAUUUCCUCAAAAAUGUGCAUUUUCAUCGACUGUUUGCUGAGCCCGAUAAUUAUCUGGCCGGCUAUUAUUGGCGCGGCUAUCUAUUUCUUGAAGGGAUACAUGCAAGGCGGCCAGUUCACCAAGCAGACCGAUGAAACCGGAAAAGUAUUCAUCGUCACGGGAUCCAACACAGGAAUCGGCAAGGAGACGGUCCUGGAGAUAGCGAAACGCGGAGGAACAGUCUACAUGGCAUGCAGGGAUCUAAGUCGGUGUGACAAGGCCCGUGAUGAGAUUAUCAGGGAGACCAACAACCAGAACGUCUUCUCUCGCCAGUUGGAUUUGUCUUCCUUGGACUCUGUUCGAAAAUUCGUUGCUGGCUUCAAGAAAGAGCAGCAGAAGCUCGAUGUCCUGAUCAAUAAUGCCGGAGUUAUGCGCUGCCCGAAGAUGCUGACCAAGGACGGUUUCGAAAUGCAGUUGGGGGUCAACCACAUGGGCCACUUCCUGCUGACCAACCUGUUGCUGGACGUGCUCAAGAAAUCGGCUCCCAGUCGUAUUGUCGUCGUCUCCAGUCUGGCGCAUACCCGAGGCUCCAUCAACGUGCACGACUUGAACAGCGAAAAGUCCUAUGAUGAGGGUUCAGCCUAUAGCCAGAGCAAGCUGGCCAAUGUGCUGUUCACCCGGGAAUUGGCCAAGCGCUUGGCGGGCACAGGAGUCACGGUGAACUCCCUGCAUCCAGGUGUUGUGGACACCGAGUUGGGGAGGAAUUGGGCCUUCUUCCAGACGAACUUUGUGCAGUACUUUUUAAAGCCAAUGGUUUGGCCGCUCUUGAAGACACCGAAGAGUGGGGCACAGACCUCGAUUUAUGCAGCACUUGAUCCUGAACUCAAGGAGGUCACCGGUCUCUACUUCAGCGAUUGCAAACCCAAGGAGGUGGCUCCAGCUGCCAAGGACGAAAAGUUUGGAAAGUUCCUGUGGGAGGAGAGCGAGAAGUGGACAGGUUUGGCCACCCCCAAAGUGGAUAAGACGUCCGAGUAGGGUUAGAACAAGCGGUUUAUUCAACAGUAAUACUAGCUGCUUUUCCACGAGUAGGUUAAUUCAAUAAAUACAUCUAUAUGUAGUAGCCUAGCUUUCAUAAAGCGGCUUUCAGUUGCAGUUAA